Hevea brasiliensis (rubber tree) is the source of this 833-nucleotide messenger RNA. RefSeq names its product 50S ribosomal protein 5, chloroplastic. The record is from RefSeq and is a predicted model, not a curated record. The transcript has 2 exons. Bases 124 to 621 code for a protein of 165 amino acids. Lineage: Eukaryota; Viridiplantae; Streptophyta; Magnoliopsida; Malpighiales; Euphorbiaceae.
UUAAUUCUAAUUACAAAUGAUGUCUCUCUCUGUUGAAGGAAGAGAACUUAUCUGGAACCUCAAGCAAAGCUUUAAAAGCAAGGUAGAAAACACCUUAUUCGGCUUAUCCAAAUGGAAGGCUGAAUGCAGAUAAGCAUAAAAAAAAACAAGCGUUCGAAAAAAGAAAGCAAAAUGUCUCUGCUGCUCUUCUCUAAUCCUCUCCCCUCUUUUUCCCCUCUUUCUUCGUCAUCAUGUUCAUCUUCCAUCAUCCUCACAGCUGCUCCUGUAUCUAGGUUGCAUUUCAAACCCAUUGAUCUGCACCCAAAAUCUUUGAAUAGAUUUCAAUUUCAGAUUCCUAUUCUCCGAAGCAAAUGGGAUGUAGUGCUUGUGAAUGCUUCUUCUGACAUUGAUGGAAUGGAUCCAACAGACAAUAGCGAGCCCUCUACAGAAAGCAAAGAGGAGAUUAUUCCAGUUGACAAGCUACCAUUAGAGUCGAAGCUUCAGGAGAGGAUGGAACAGAAGAUGAAGAUGAAACUGGCCAAGAAGAUUAGGCUUCGUAGAAAGAGGCUUCUUCGGAAAAGGAGAAUGAGAAAGAAGGGUAGAUGGCCUCCCUCCAGGAUGAAGAAGUUAAAGAACGUCUGAUUUUUGCCUCAAGUUUUCUUGCAGGUUCUAAUCUGUUGCUGACCCUUUGCUUCUCAUCCACUGCCAAAGUCUUCUAGCAAGUUUGAAUGUGUUUUUUAAUGUUAAUUUUUUUACUGUUUAUCUGAAACAUAAGAUCAUGAAGAUUACGUCCAAUUAUUUCUGAAUUUGAAUUUUAAAAGGUAUAAGAAUUGCAUUUCUUCGUCUGGUUGAUA